This is a messenger RNA of Helianthus annuus (common sunflower), 1250 nucleotides long. Its product is annotated as zinc transporter ZTP29. Gene Ontology annotation, biological process: zinc ion transmembrane transport. Gene Ontology annotation, molecular function: zinc ion transmembrane transporter activity. NCBI's taxonomy places the organism in Eukaryota, Viridiplantae, Streptophyta, Magnoliopsida, Asterales, Asteraceae. The transcript is spliced from 10 exons. Bases 83 to 778 code for a protein of 231 amino acids. Gene Ontology annotation, cellular component: membrane. The record is from RefSeq and is a predicted model, not a curated record.
AAUCAUCUUUCAAGCUCACUGAUCUUUGUGUUACAAGUUUCAUAGCUACUUGUUUUUGUUUCGUAAGAAUAUUGCAUGAGUGAUGAAUUCAGAGAUAUUGGUUGCUCUUUCUCUUUCGCUCCUUGGUGGAUUAAGUACAUCUUUAGGUGCGCUUUUCGUGAUUUUAGCUAAAGCUCCAAACUUGAAGAUACUUGGACUUUUACAGUUCUUUGGAGGUGUGAUUUUCUUUGCCUGUAUUGCUCACUUCAUUCCAGAGCCAUCACUUGCUACCACAUCAGUGUCGAAAAAUAAAAAGAAACAAGUGGCUGAAGGGGGCCGGGAUAUUAUGAAAAAACAUCGUCGCCAAGUUUUAUUUGGUGGAGUUAUAACAGCAGUUGGCAUAAGCUUACAUAAUUUUCUAGAAGGAAUGGCUGUUUUCCUUGGAUCACUUAAAGGUCUUCGUGUUGGUCUUAACCUGGCCUUAGCCAUAGCUUUGCACAAUAUCCCUGAGGGUGUUAGUGUUGCACUUCCAGUUUAUCAUGCAACACAGAGCAAAUGGCAGGCGUUUAAAUUGGCAACGAUUUCAGGUCUUGCUGAGCCUUUGGGUGUCAUUAUUGUAGCGUAUCUCGUCCCAAGUAGCCUAGAUCAUGAGAUUCUAGAGGGACUGCUAGGAUCAGUUGGUGGAGUUAUGGUCUUUUUAACACUACAUGAAAUGCUGCCGUUAGCGUUUAAUUAUGCUGGACAGAAACAAGUUGUUAAGGCUGUCUUCUUUGGAAUGGUAUUCAUGUCUGCAAGGUAAAACAUGUUGACUUUUAUGGUCAAACAUUACAAUCUUUAAUCUAAACCGAUCAUGAUUUUAUUAUCGAUAGAGAUCACGAUUAAAUUAUCCGCAUGUCCUUUUUUAUGUAGUUUAACACUGGAUCUUUUUUUCCUUAGAAUCCGAACAACAUAUAUAUGGAUUAUGGAACCUUAAAUUUUCUUAUUUGACCACAGAAGUCAAAAGUUGUAUACAAAUGGGAAUGAACUUUUUUCAACUUAUUUGUUCAUGUUUCACAGUUUGUAUUUUCUAGAGACCAGCUUACCCUCAGAUGUGAGCUUAUAGAUGCAGAUUCUUUUAUUUGUAAAAUGUUGAUUAAAAGCGCGAUAUAAUCUUUGUUCGGCUCUCUUGAAAAUAUGAAAGUGUAACAAGUAGAGCAAAGGAUUUAGAAAAUGUACAUGUACAUGUACAUAUACAUAUAUGAUGCUGUUAUUAUCUGAACUUUACAAGAACU